AUGACGACUUCUAGGAGUACUUUAAAAAAAAUAACGGAAAGAGAGCGAAUGGAAAUUUACGUCUGGAUCGACCGGUUGAACCUGCAAUCGAAACCGAAGAAGCACUUCGCGAGAGACUUCUCGGACGGGGUGUUAUGCGCGGAGAUUUUAAUGAAAACUACGUGUUCCUCCUCCUCCUCUUCUUUCAGUCGUCGUUCGAAUACUGCGAGGAUGAUAUCCAUGCACAACUACCCGAUCAAAAACAGCUUCAAAGGGAAACUGGAAAACUGGGAACUUCUAAACGCGAAAGUGUUGAGAAGUCCAAAAAUACGGUGCGAGUUGACGAGAGAGGAGAUGAGCGCGGUCGCACGAAGCGAGAAGGACGCGGCGGAGAGAGUUUUGUUGAAGAUUAAAACCGCCGUGGAGGAUGAUUUUAUGUCUCUCGACCACCCGGACGAAAGAGACGGAGACCGAGAAGAAGAAGAAGAAGAAGAAGAAGAACAAGAACAAGAACAAGAACAAAAUACGCACAAGCAAAGGCUCGCGCAGUCAUCCGCAAACGACGAGAAGAACGACGACGAAAAAGAAAAAGAAGACAAAGAAGAAACCAAAACGACGACGACGACGACGAAGCUCCUCUCUCUAAAGGAAGCGACGAUAAAGGAAGAAGAAGAAGAAAAAAACCAUCCUCGAAAAUCAUCUUUGUUGUCGUCGUCGGUAAUAAAGGAGAAAGACGAAGCGAUAUCUCGUUUGACCGUCAAAGUCGACGCGUUGACCGCCAAGUGCGCCAAGCUCGAACAGUUGCUCGAACUGACGAAAAGGAAAGCAAUACUGUGA
Bathycoccus prasinos is the source of this 816-nucleotide messenger RNA. Its product is annotated as PREDICTED: similar to calponin-homology and microtubule-associated protein. The record is from RefSeq and is a predicted model, not a curated record. NCBI's taxonomy places the organism in Eukaryota, Viridiplantae, Chlorophyta, Mamiellophyceae, Mamiellales, Bathycoccaceae. Gene Ontology annotation, biological process: regulation of cytoskeleton organization. Gene Ontology annotation, molecular function: microtubule binding. Bases 1 to 816 code for a protein of 271 amino acids. The transcript has a single exon. Gene Ontology annotation, cellular component: axoneme.